Molecule: messenger RNA, 5138 nt
Organism: Megalopta genalis
Lineage: Eukaryota; Metazoa; Arthropoda; Insecta; Hymenoptera; Halictidae
Source: RefSeq, a predicted model, not a curated record
GGAUAAAUGCAAUCUUGUGUUCUUUUUUUCAUAGAUAUAAAGCAGUCGAUUCUACUGAUGGAUGGUUUCUACGCUAAGUGCCGAAAAUAAUUGUCCGUUCAAAAUUGUCUUCGAUGGAAUACGUUUGAGAAGAGAGGCCUGCACAGGUGACGAUACAUCGGAGAUGGUUAUCGCGAACGUAUCGCCUUGGCUCCCUUAUUCGGAACUCUUGAUUUCACAACCCACGCACCCCAACGAUCUUGGUAGUGAUCCUCGACACUGGACAUUCGACCUUGCCGCGUCCUAAGCCCGGAGUAAUAGCCAGCUAAAAUUAGGGACUCACGUUCUCGCGCAUAAUGACGAGAAAGCGACUGCGAGGCCUGCUUCCGCUUCUGACCAUGCUCUUAGAUUUUUAUAAAUCCUAGGUAAAAUCUUAAUUUUAGCAUUAAACCAAAGAGAAUGCUGUCAGAAAAUGCAUCGAAUGUACUUCCAAUGUUACCAUGUCCUUCUGAUUAGCAUUUUCAAAAAGUACAUUUCUAUAUGUCCCUCGACCAUCAAAAGAUUAAAAACGGUGUAGUUUUUUGUUUGUAGUUUGAACGGAUAUGAAGACAGUACAAGAAAAUUUUCAAGCUUGUAACAGUGACAUUCUAAAUAGGCAUCUAUUACCUUCGAAUCCGCUAACGAGUAGUUUCCGACUUAGAGCACAAAGCAAGCUCGUUUUAAAUGGACCAACACGAACAUUUGUCCCCAAUUGGAUACAACAUUUUCCACUAAAAUGAAAUGUACUUCGACGCGGUCAGCUUUCUGGGAGCCAUCCGAUCCGCUAUGCGUCAGUACAGCGAGGAGGACUCGUAUUAAUUCAUCCAGUCACACUGUCGGGAGCGCAGCGGCGUUCCGAACACUGUCGGACAUUUAAUCGUGCCCCACUCUUGCCACGCUGACAUCACGAUGUGGAGAACCGGUCAGCAGAGCGGCUCAUUGAGUCGUGAGAGAACUUGUGGUAAGAACCGCGCGGACGCAAAGAAGCACGCAGCACGCUGGCUACCACCGGCAUUCCUAUUCACUCGAACUCGAGCCAGCGCUGACAACAGGAAACGCAUCCGGACAACGUUUCUUUCCAUUCCAAACGUCUAUAUCGAAUGAUACGCAGUCACGGCAAGCACCGAAAUCUAACAUCUUCGAAUUGCCAGAAAAAUGGAUCGAGAGGAUGAGGUUCUGCAGAUGCACCUGUUGCGAGACUACCGUUCGUCUUUCACGAGAACUCGACUGCACGAACAGCUUUUGGACAGUCUGCGGUCGAGGAACAUCAAGCUCUUCGCAAGUCUGCUCGAGCAAAUCUCAAAAAGUGGCGUCGACAUAAACCGCGUGUACCCCGGCGAGCCGGGGGAGACCUGCCUGGAUAUCGCCUGCAUGGAAGGUCUCACGGACUUCGUUCCAAUUCUCUUGGAGAAGGGGGCCGACGUGAACAGGAUCAACGAAGAUGCGAACUAUGCCGCGAUCCACUACGCCAUGGAACAAGGUCACGAGGAUGUUCUACGGGUGCUGCUGGAGAACCCUAUGGUCAAUCCCAAUCUGCAGGCUGCUUCUCAAACCGCUCUACACAUAGCAGUGAGUAACGACAACCUGGUAUGCGCGGCACUAUUACUGGAGAAGGGGGCUAGUCCGAACGUGGUUAACAGCAAAGGUCUGACCCCGCUUCAUAUGGCGGCUAUGAGGAAGCAAAGAGCUAUGGUGGAAUUGAUCUUGGAUAAAGCGACACUCGCCCCAGACCUGGACAGCUACAAGGAUUACAACAAAGAGACUACGAGGGAUGUUCUAAAGAGGCUGCUACCGGACCUAUUGCUACCUCCUCCCGUAGAUAGACGUCCGGAUGUGAACCUUCUCAAAUACCACCUGACCGCAAACGACGAGAAGAGUUUCCUGGAGUGUCUAAAAAAUAUUUCGAACAACGCGGAGAUCGAUGCCGAGAAUCUGAUCGCGAUGGCCGCCCAGCGAAACUUCGAGAACGCGAUCUCCGAAUUGUUUAAGAGACGACCUGUCAGUUAUAACUUAGAGAAAGCCGCAGACAUAGCGAUCCAGAAGAACUCGCCGCAUAUUCUCCGUCUCUUACUGAACAACUUCGCUGAUAUGGACGUCGAGGCUGCGAACAGGCUACUAUUCACCGUUUGUAUCGACCUAGGAAUCCCCGGUAGUGGUGGCUCGCAGGACACGUUGAAUCGCCUCGAAUGUCUCAGAUUGGUCCUCGAGAGGGACCAAGUAAACGUUCGUUGUACCGACGGGAAAGGAAAUACUCCUCUUCACUAUGCGGCAAGAGCCGACAGCCGCGAAGCGAUGGCGAUGCUGCUGGCAAAGGGAAGCUACAUUGGCCAUGUGAACGCGUUCGGCUCGCCAGCAGUAGCCGACAUACCCGCGUCCACACUGUCUCAAUACUUCGACGACUGCAUCCAAGCCAGAAGGGAACAUACAAACGAGUAUCUAAUCGAGUUCGACUACAGAUGCUUGAAUCCUCACAAUACUGAUCCGAAACAACACAGACGGGAGAUGGAUCUCUUCCAGUAUAUCGCCGGCAACACCGGUUUGAAACAUCUGCUGAAGCAUCCCCUGCUGUCCUCGUUCAUCUAUCUGAAGUGGCAGAAAAUACGCCUCGUCCUCCGUGCGAGCUUCGCUUUCCAUUUGCUUCUCUACGUUCUACUGAACGCAUAUAUCAUUGGUGCAGCGGGGACAAGAACAUUCACAAAAUCUGACAAUCAAAUUUCCGAAGCGUUACCAGAGAUACCACCCGCUGUUAUUAUUUUCAGAACACUUGCCAGCAUUGUCCUGUCAAUACUUGCGUUUUGGAAGCUGUUCCAGCUAGUCACGUCGCCGUGCUGUUACGUAUCGAAUUUUGGGAACUGGUGCGAACUGGUGUUGGUGUUUCUUGAGUUCCUAGUACUAUACGACGUGGGCCCUGAUAGCUUGGCUGCUCCAGUGACACUGCUGUCCGCUUGGCAUUUGGUGGUCAUGAUGGGCCAGUACUCCUGGCUGUCCGCGGACAUUGAAAUAUUCAAGACGGUAUCCUGGAAGUUUCUGCGGUUCUUGGCCGUCUACGCGCUCCUCAUUUUCGCGUUCGCGUUAGCCUUUUUCGUCCUGUUUCAGCAAAACGAGAAUUUCCUGGACCUUGGUCAGUCAAUGUUUAAAACCAUUAUCAUGCUUACCGGCGAAUUCGAUGCAGACGAAAUACCAUUCAAAUCUUAUCCAUACAUGAGCCAUCUGGUUUUCGUCUUGUUCGUCUUUCUGAUCGCCAUAGUACUGCUCAAUCUUCUAAAUGGUCUGGCGGUGAACGACACAACCGAGAUUCUCGGCAAGGCCGAGUUGAUUGGCCUGAUUUCCAGGAUCAGGUUGAUCUCUUACGUUGAAAAUAUAGUAACCAACUCGGUCUACGAUCACGCACCGCAUUGCCGGCUAUCGCAUUAUUGUCUUUGUAACUGGCGGUGCAAACCUCUCGCUUUCCUGACGAGCCAGGUCCUUGUGUUCCCGGAGUAUUUAAGGAAAGGUACGCUCAGUGUUGAGCUUUACAAUAGAUCCAAGAUGGACUCCGGUAUUAUCAAACGAGCUAGAGAGAUUCUUUCAAGGAAAGAUCGGGAAUCGGACACUGAAAGAAUCAUCGGUGAAUUAGACAAAGUGAAAGAAAGGCUGGCUUUGAUCGAUGUUUCGCUGAAUGCCCUAAGGCAGGGCCUCGACAACAAUAAUAGAACAGAUGAUAGCACUCCUUCUUGAAGACUUUCAGCUAUAUAUGUAUUUUUCUAAUUUCUUUCGCUUACAAACGUCAAGGAUCAUUGAUGUCCAAUGAUACAUUGUUCCAUCAGCACUGAUGCCGAUAAAAUAGAAAAAUAGAAAAGUGAUAUAUCAUUUCGUAGUAGCUACGCUGUUGUUCUCAAUUCUAAUUAAGUUAUUUAGUUUUACAAAAAAAUCAUCUAUAAUCUUCGACUUUAUAUGUUGUUUAUAAUUUGUUGACUUACGAUUAAGAUAUUCGAAGAUUUUUAUACUUAUGAUUAAACUAUUUAAAGAAUUUUAUAUUCCAGACUAUAAACAAAGCAAUAAUUUUAUCGAAUUAAAUAUUUAAAUUUCAUAGAAAUUAAGUGCGAUGCGUCAUUGUUGGAGUAUGAACAUUGUACGAUAAAUAAGUUGUAUGUAUUGCUUUUACCGCAGUGCCAUUAGUUGAUAUAAAAUUUUGGUGACUAAACGCAUCACAUUCUUUUGUGUACAUGAUAGUGAAUCGAUCGUGAUAAUUAUGCAAAUAAAUAAAACAAUUGAACUACUAAGGAUAACAAAUUAAAGUACAUUUGUUCAAAGUGCGAAUUUUCGAUUUAAGAUCGGUACAUAAUUACUCGAUGCCACUUAUUAUUUAAUUCGUGAUGCAAUUGUGUAUACGCAUGUGCGUUUAUAAAUUAAUUUUACUGUAUACGAAUAUUUAACAGUCAACCGGAGACCUCCUCUUGAGUGGUUGCCUUCUCUUUCCCACGUCGUAUUAAAAUGUCGGUAUAAAAUAGAUUGAAAUCUAGCCUGAAAAAAAAUUUAACAUUCAUGUCAAUAUGAUUAUCAAAUUUUAACAUUUGUAAAUCAACGACUCACCUACAGAAUACAUUCAACAGUUUUUCAUUAUUGUUAUCACUUCCUAGAUCACAGAUUCUGUCCAGAAGACGUGUUAAUACUUGCGUAAAUUUAUCGUCCAGCGAUACAAUUGUUUCUUCAAAGCUUCCUGCAUUCUCUUUCAAUGUGUCUCCGUUUUCGUUCUAACAAAAUAGACAGAAAUAAACUGAUUAUAUUUAAAUUUAAUUCGAUGCAUUCUAAUAAACCCCUUGUAGAACUAUGAUUAAGAAGAGCAUACAUUAUUGAAAAUUAAUGUAAUGUACACAAUGAUAUCUGAAAUAUGCCACCCACUGACGUACACAUGUGGAUGGCAAGCUAAAAAUUUGUAAAGCGAAUGCAUCUUAUUGCUUGAAUUUCACGUACCUGCAAUGUAAAAAUGAGAUCUCACUAUCGCUAUGAAUACAACUAUACAUAUAUUAAAAUGUUUAAACGCAUAAAUCGAGUACCAUGCUAUGUCUGAAUGAUAUUUAAAUACCAAUUACAAACAUUGAGGUGUAACUUCAAAUAAAUAAAAAAUACACUUUAAAACA